AUCUCAUGUAUUUGCCUCUCUCGGUCUCUUCGUAACAACUAAACCCUCCUAAACCCUCCCCCGUCGCUCUGAGAGUUUCGGGUUGAAAAUGAGUUCACUCGCUGCGAGAUUUUCCAAGUUCAUCAGAGUCUCUGUUCCUUCCUCGCAAACUUCCUCACUGGCAGUGGGCGGGCAAAGAAGCUCGAAGUUAUGGUACUCGAGCGGCUCAAUCGACAGUGACACUAAUGACACAAAACAAGUUGAUGCCGAAGAAGAUAUUGACGAUUUUCUUGGUGGCUUGAAAGAUACAAAUAUGCAAGCCCAAGGUGUGGAUCCCAAGAGGGGUUGGGGAUUUCGCGGUGUGCACAAGGCAAUUAUUUGUGGAAGAGUUGGACAAUCCCCAGUGCAGAAGAUCUUGAGGAAUGGCCGAACUGUAACCAUCUUCACUGUUGGGACGGGGGGCAUGUUUGACCAGAGAUUACUGGGAAAGGACUUGCCAAGACCUGCUCAGUGGCACCGAAUUGCUGUGCAUAAUGACGCACUUGGGGCUUAUGCAGUUAAACAAUUUGUUAAGAAUUCAUCAGUUUAUGUUGAGGGUGACAUCGAAACUAGAGUUUACAAUGAUAGCAUCAAUGGUGAAGUUAAGAAUAUUCCAGAGAUCUGCAUUCGUCACGAUGGGAAGAUCCGUCUUAUAAAGAGUGGAGAAAGCAUCAGCAGUAUGUCCUUGGAUGAUCUGCGAGAAGACUUACCUUAGUGUUAAUUGGCACGUUAGGGGAACCUCAGCCUGGGAAAGGGAAAGCGUCUCAAGCCACUUUUGUAGGAAACGGGGGAUAUAUUUCUUAGUUGGCUGUGACCUGGCAAAGGAAAAUGCUGGAGUUUUAUUUUUCAGUUUGUCAAUAUAAUCCCUUGGUUCAUUAGCUUGCUCUUCACUGUUGUCUUCUUCCCCAGUGAAUGAAGUCAUCUACCAUUCAGUCUCUCUGUGAGAAGGAAGCGGUGUUUAACAUUGAAAUCGAUAUGUAAAGACUAUUUAAUGUUCACAUUCCAUCAACUCAUUCAUAAUAGUCAUAAUUAAAUGAGAGGCUUCGUUCUUAUUC
This is a messenger RNA of Rosa rugosa (rugosa rose), 1073 nucleotides long. Its product is annotated as single-stranded DNA-binding protein, mitochondrial. Lineage: Eukaryota; Viridiplantae; Streptophyta; Magnoliopsida; Rosales; Rosaceae. Gene Ontology annotation, biological process: mitochondrial DNA replication; positive regulation of helicase activity. Gene Ontology annotation, cellular component: mitochondrial nucleoid. Bases 89 to 733 code for a protein of 214 amino acids. The record is from RefSeq and is a predicted model, not a curated record. Gene Ontology annotation, molecular function: single-stranded DNA binding. The transcript has 6 exons.